AUGAAAUAGGAGAUUUUGCUUUGGACAUAAAACAAAACCAUUUAUAGAUGCAGUUAUGAGUCACAUUCACCACAUUUUUCUGAAUUAAAUAUUGAAGACAAGACGUAAUAUUAUGGUACAUCUGCAGCAAAAUGGAUGAAAGAAGCCCGCUAAUACAAGAAGGCAACACGAUAGACGACUAUUGCCGUGAUGACCAAGUCCAAGCACCAGUUAUUGCAAACUAUAGGAGGUAUCCAAACCACGAAGACAAAGCAAAACCUGAUAAAAAUGAGCUUAUGGAUUCUCAAAAUAGCAUAACUGAUGAUAGUACCAAUACUGUGAUAUUAUACAAAAGGAGGUGGUAUAUUCUGAUACUUUUCUCUCUGGUCUCAACAACUCAGGCGGCAGUAUGGAAUACAUUCGGCCCCAUUGGAAAUUCAGUAAAGUUUGUGUUUGGUUGGAGUGAUGGUAUACUGGCUUUACCACCGGCUUUAGGAAAUGUAGCAUAUUUCAUUUUUCCUUUUACAUCUUGGGUGAUGGAUGAUAAAGGAAUGAGAGUAGCCAUGGUAGGAGCCACUUUGUUAAUGUUCUGCGGCACAGCACUCAGGUGUAUCACAACCUCGCCCACUGCCGCCACAUGGUUGAUAAUGACUGGACAAUUGUUGAAUGGUCUGGCAGGACCUGUUCCAUUUGGAGGUCCCUCUCUGAUGUCAUCUCUAUGGUUUCCAACCAACCAAAGGACAACUGCAACAGCUAUUGCAGCAAUAUUCUCAUAUGUUGGGGACGCAUCUUCCUUCAUGUUAGGGAUUGCCUUUGUGAGUGAGCCAUCGUCCGCAAAUUCUUCUCUCAUCAACGCUAGCAGUUACGCGAAUACAUCUGGUCCACCGUUCUUGGAUCAACAGAAAGGUGAAAUUCUGAACCUGAUGUAUACAGAAUGUGCUGUCUGUGGUGUUCUGUUUCUGCUAGUGCUGAUCUAUUUUCCCGACAAACCCCCGACACCACCAAGUGCAUCCGCAAGCAAGGACAGGGUAGAUUUCAAAAAAGGAUUUGGUUUGUUAAUCAGGAAACCUCAAUUCUGGUUAGUUGGUCUGGCAUACUCACUACCAACUGGCAUAUUUGGAAGCUGGGUUACCAUUCUGGACAUUAACCUUGGACCAAUUGGCAUAGAGCAAAAUGAAGCUAGCCUUUUAGGAUUCUAUGCCACAGUCGGUGGAAUUGUAGCGGGUUUUGUAAUGUCAGGGGUGGCCGAUUGCCUGUCUGGCCAGUUGAAGAGAAUGCUUGUUGUCCUUGCCUCCCUGUCUCUGGGGUCAGUUGUAUGGUUUUGUGUAAUAUGGAUGCAAACGGCAAAUUCUACACAACCAGCCGAUAAAGUUCAACUCUAUACAAGCAUUGUACUGAUGGGCGUGUUCAUCAACGGUGGAAUCCCCUUGUUAUAUGAGCUUGCCUGUGAGACCUGCUUCCCUGUGGCAGAAGGCAUCACCGGAGGGAUGUUAACUGGCUUGAAUACUACAAUUGGAAUGAUAUUUCUAUUAUUACUAUUUAUUCCAAACAUAGGAGCGGUCUGGAUGAAUUGGUGUUUACUAGGAUCGUGUGUCUUAUCCAUUCCUUUACUACUUAGCGUAACAGCCAAUUAUGCUAGAUUGGACAUUGACAAGAAAAAUCAGUCUGGGAUAUCUUGAAGGACCUUUAGUGGUAUACGAUUAUCGUUGGUUGCUGUUUUAUUUAGAUCUCAGUCACAUUUACUCUACGGUGACCUUUUGUUGACCAUAGUUCUCUGAAAUAGAUAUUUCUUCGUUAACCGUAGAAAGUCUACGGUGUCCGUAUUGCGUAUUCAGUUUUUUUACAGACCGUAUAGUCGCGAUGGAAAAUAUAACUUGAAGGUGUAACUUUUAUCAUUACUACGGCACAGUAUACAUUAACAAGCCGUAGCCAAACCGUAGAAAGGUUCCACUGUGGCCGUACGUCAGAUGUACGAUCGACUUGCUGCUGCCCUGGGGUUUUAUGGGUAAACUUCACCUUUGAGAACUACAAUUACAAUUGAGGCGACCGUAGGAUCGUCGUAGGAGCCUCCUAUGACCGUCUUGCGUUUGCCUUGGUACUUAAACCGUAUGGUCGCCGUGGAAAAUCUGACUGAGGUUUCCUAGAGAGGUCGUAUGAAUGACCUAAAUAUCUGGUUGAAGUGAUAAAUUGUUCGUCCUUUGAGCGCUAGUGCAUACUUUUUUCAUUGUAUUUAUUUUUAAUGCGUUUCUAAUGGAAUCGGGUGUGUUAGAGACCUAGUCACAUUAGUUAACAAAACAUCCUCUUCCGUCCUUACAAUCGUAAAACGGGUGUGAUCUGAGUGAAAUGUCCUAAAUUACGAUGCUUACGUAAUACAUGUUCAGAUCGGUUAAAACUGGCUUUUACAGAUGAUGAUUUUCUUUUCAAUGUGCCGAUUUUACAAAAGAAAAGCAUACUCACCGUCUAUUUUUUUAUCCUGCUCUAUACUAGUAUUGAAAUGAAAAAUCCAAAUUUACGAGGUCGUUCAAUAAGUUCAUGCAA
Messenger RNA from Owenia fusiformis, 2517 nucleotides. The record is from the annotation of a GenBank genome assembly. NCBI's taxonomy places the organism in Eukaryota, Metazoa, Annelida, Polychaeta, Sabellida, Oweniidae.